Populus nigra (black poplar) is the source of this 827-nucleotide messenger RNA. RefSeq names its product protein bfr2-like. NCBI's taxonomy places the organism in Eukaryota, Viridiplantae, Streptophyta, Magnoliopsida, Malpighiales, Salicaceae. The transcript has 2 exons. The record is from RefSeq and is a predicted model, not a curated record. Bases 25 to 594 code for a protein of 189 amino acids.
UUUUCCUUUUUUUGACGCCCGCAAAUGGAGGCUCGAUACGGAUCAGUGACAGUUACCCUUACUAACGGCUUGCUAAUGUGCGCCUGCGAGGUUCUGACUACUUUACUAGUUUCUGCUUUCUUCAAAGCCCAACUUUUGGCCCAGGAUCCCUGCGGGUUGUUGCUGACUGCCAAACCUAGAAUGAAGGGAGAUGAGGCACAAGGCCAUGAUAAUCCAGUUGAUGCAGAAGGAGAUGAUGGUAAUGAUGAGGACGACGGGGAUGAUGAUGAAGGGGAUGGUGGCUUUGGAGAAGGUGAUGAAGAUUUGUCGUCUGAAGAUGGAGAGGACUUGCCCAACAACCCCAACAAUGACAAGAGUAACUCAAAGAAGGGUCCGGAUGGUGGAGCAGGUGGGGCGGAUGAGAAUGGAGAAGAGGAACAAGAAGAUGAUGAAGAUGAUGGCGAAGGUCAAGAUGACGAUGAAGAAGAUGACGAUGAUGACGACGAUGAUGGCGGGGAAGAGGCUGAGGAAGAAGUUGAGGAGGUAGAGAACGAAGAGGAAGAAGAAGAUGAAGAUGAGGAAGCCCUCCAGCCCCCAAAGAAGAGGAAGAAGUGAAGUAGGAGAAUAGUGAAAGCCUCCGCACUCCAGAUACACUGCUUGUUUCUCAGUGACUUUGUUAUCUAACUUUGUUAAUCUACUUAGAUUACGAGGAGGCCUGUUUAGGAUAAUGGUAUUAUGCAUAAUUAUCGUAUUUUCCUUGCAUGGUUAGAGAGCACUCUAGAAGUACUGUGAGCUGCGGCAAUGAUUAAUUCGAGAAAUGUGAUGGAUUAUGAUCUUUAGCUACACAA